AUGGCACCCGUUUGUUCGGCCUCCCGUCUCGGCGACUACGGCUCAGUUCCCAGUUCCACCCGGCAACCGGCCAAAACGGAGAUCGACAACGCAUCAUCGACCGGCAGCUCCACUGCCAAGCUUUGUGGCACGGAUCCUGGCGCCUGGGCAGUGGCCACCGAAAAUGAGACGGGCGGCAAAGAACCUUCGGAAACAAUAGGGGAUGACUGGAGCUCCGGAUAUACCCUGAGGACCGAACACAGAGCACGUUUCAACUCUCAACAACCACUCACCAAUCCAAUGCGGCAUAACGCUCCGUUAAUAAGACCUAUAGACUUUUUGGGACUUUGGCCCGAGCCAGACCUCAGAACCCGUUUGGUCACUUGA
Molecule: messenger RNA, 366 nt
Organism: Aspergillus nidulans FGSC A4
Lineage: Eukaryota; Fungi; Ascomycota; Eurotiomycetes; Eurotiales; Aspergillaceae
Exons: 2
Coding region: 1-366 (121 amino acids)
Source: RefSeq, a predicted model, not a curated record